AUGGGCGAGGGCGAGUGUUUUGGUGAGAUUGCGGUGCUGAUCGAGGGCAAGCGGACGGCGUCGAUUGUGGCCGAAACAUAUGUCGAGGCGUACGAGCUGAGCAAGGAAGCACUCGUGGCGGCGCUGGAGCACUACCCGGAGCAGAAGAAGGCUCUGGUGCGCGUGGGCGAAGAGCGGCUUAUCAACGACAUGAAGAAGGCGCGCAAGGCGGCACGGGCGGUGCAGCUUCCAGACCACCCGAUGGACGAGUACGCGCGGCGAGUCAAGGUCGUGGCGGAGCUAGUUGCUGAGGCUGUGAGCGAGCGGCGUGCAGGAGAGGCGCACGAGCGGGCAAAAGAGCUGGUGGCGAUCGCGGGCGCAGCCAUGGCGCAGGUGCCUGAGCGUCUCUCUUGGCUUCGUGGCGCAACCGGGACUGCCCGCAACCAGCUUCGCGCCCUCCUGGAAUCGAUCUUUGGCGACGGACCACCCAAGCGGAAGCGGCCAGACCUCGACGAGGUGGCGAGCGGGUGUACCGAGCUGGCACAGGCAGCACGAGCCAUGGUGUUCACGGUCGAAAUGGGCGAGUGCCUUCUCCGGGUCCCGUUUCUGGCCAAGACCGACGAGGCGUUCCGCGACGCACUCCUGCGCGAGUCCACCGUCCACGACUACGACGACAACGCCAAGCUGAUCAAUGCAGGCGAGGCCGGUCACGAGCUGUUCUUUCUGGUCGACGGCGCAGUCGAGGUCAUACUCCCGAACGGCGCGCGGGUGGGCAAUCUGGUGACCGGCGAGUACUUUGGCGAAAACGGAGUUUUCUCGGACGCGCUACGGACAGCAAGCGUAUGGGCGAUCACGCCCGUGACAGCUGCCGUGCUGACGCGUGACGGGCUCGAGCGGGUCUUUGCUGCUCGAGCCGACGGCGAGGCGCUGCGGGCGUCGAUCGUGGAGCAGCACGACAACGAGACAAAGACGAUCGAGUUUGAGCGGCUGAGUCUUCGGCGCAGGUUCAAGGAGUCGCUCCGAGUUCUUGCCGCUGAAAUAUGGGCCCGCUCAUUGCGGAGCUUCCGCGGCUGGAGCAGGCCGUCCUCGCAGACAUGGCCGGACUCGAUGGCGGGGUGCUCGAGGCCAUUCCGCAAGUUUGUGCGAGUGUGA
Thecamonas trahens ATCC 50062 is the source of this 1131-nucleotide messenger RNA. RefSeq lists its product as uncharacterized. NCBI's taxonomy places the organism in Eukaryota, Apusomonadida, Apusomonadidae. The record is from RefSeq and is a predicted model, not a curated record. The coding region runs from base 1 to 1131 and encodes 376 amino acids. The transcript has a single exon. Gene Ontology annotation, molecular function: protein-containing complex binding.